This is a messenger RNA of Manihot esculenta (cassava), 2421 nucleotides long. RefSeq names its product receptor-like kinase LIP2. Bases 109 to 2235 code for a protein of 708 amino acids. Gene Ontology annotation, biological process: protein phosphorylation. The record is from RefSeq and is a predicted model, not a curated record. Gene Ontology annotation, molecular function: protein kinase activity; ATP binding. The transcript is spliced from 16 exons. Lineage: Eukaryota; Viridiplantae; Streptophyta; Magnoliopsida; Malpighiales; Euphorbiaceae.
GUUAACCAUUGUCUAUGGUCGCUGCCUACCCUGGUUGACUCUCUCUCUCUCUCUCUCUCUCUCUCUCUAACUAAGAGGUUUAGCUAGAAAUUAGUCUCGCCGGCGGCCAUGGCGCUGUGCGGCUUGUUCAAUCGGAGGAAAGCUAAUCGCCACCCCACUACAGACCAGCAACAGCUGACACAGCAAGCCUCCACUGAAAGUGGGCAGCCUCAGCUUGCUCCUCAAGCAACACAAGAGCAAUCGGAGCCUGAGCAUCCAAAAGCACCACCUAGUGGACUUGAGAAGCUUGAAAGUGUUCCAAAGUUUUAUACUUACGAACAACUAGCAAAGGCAACUGCGGAUUUCACCAACAACAACCUAAUUGGCGUGGGUGGUUGUGGUCAAGUUUAUAGGGGAGAACUUCCAGAUGGUGAAGUGGUUGCCAUUAAGAAGCUUAAGUAUGUUGCCGGACAGGCGGAAAUGGAAGGGGCGCAACUUCAAUUUGAGACUGAGAUUGAAACCAUUAGCCGCGUCCGUCACCGGAAUCUUGUGAAGGUCAUAGGAUACUGCAGUGAUAAAGCAGAUAAAUUGUUUGUUUGUGAGUUUGUUCCCAACAAAUCAUUGAAAUAUCAUUUGCAGAGAAAGGGAAAUCAGAUUAACAAUUGGUCAAACAGAAUGAAGAUCGCUUUGGGCUCUGCUAAAGGUUUGACAUAUUUGCACGAAGGAUGUACACCUACAAUCAUUCACCGGGAUAUCAAGAGCGAAAACAUUCUUCUCGAUCAUAACUUUGAACCAAAGAUUGCAGAUUUUGGACUUGCAAAGUUUUUUCCAAUAACUAAUAGUGUCACUCACAUCAGCUCUCAUUGGAAGGGAACCAACGUCUAUGCAGAUCCAGAAAAUUACAAUACUCAACAAGGUGAAUCUAUUCAACAACUUUCUGACAAAUCAGACGUCUAUUCUUUUGGUGUUGUGCUUCUGGAACUUAUUUCUGGAAGAAAAAUUAACGAUGAACAUCAAGUUGAUAUUGUGAAGUGGGCAAAGCCUUUGAUGAUCAAAGGAGAUUCAGUCGAAAUCAAUUACAGUAGUCUUGUUGAUUCCACAUUGAAAGGACAUUACGACGAAAAAGAAAUGGAAAUAAUGAUUUAUUGUGCUGCUGCUAGUGUAUAUCGACCUGCUAAACUUCGACCAAGAAUGAAACAGAUAGUUGAAGCUCUUGAAGGAAAAAUGUCUCCCAGUGAAUUAUGGGCUGUGCAAGAUGUUAAGUUUAUAUCUCGAAAGCCAAAUGAACUGGAACUGCAGCGUCCUUCGUUGCUGGAGAAAUUUGAUUUUGAUUUGCUAGCCGAGGCAGCUGGUCAUUUCUCAGGAGAACGACGCCUUCGACGGCAUGGCUCGUGUGAAGUCUAUGAGGGAGAGCUCCCAGGUAGUGAUCAAAGAAAGGUGGCAAUUAAGAAACUUGAUUACAUGUCCUUUAAACAGAAUAAAGAGGAAUUCGAGAAGGAGAUUAUGGCCAUUAGCAACGUUAAUCAUCGAAAUAUUGUUAAUCUAAUUGGAUACUGCAGUGAUGAGGAAGACAAUAGACUGCUUGUUUUUGAGUUUGUAGCCAACAAUUCCUUGAAAUUUCAUUUACAUGAAAAUGGAGGAUCAACUAUAGACUGGACAAGGAGAAUGGAAAUCGCCAAAGGCGCGGCCAGAGGAUUGAAAUAUAUGCAUGAAGACAGUGGACACAAAAUUUUACAUUUGUAUGUCAAGUCCGAUAACAUUCUUUUUGAUGAUAAAUUUAUACCAAAGCUUGCAGAAUUUGGAAGUGCCAAGAUUUUCCCGGAUUCUCUUACUCAUCUCUCUAUCAGCAAAUUUAAGCAAAAUUCCGGAUAUAUGGCUCCUGAGUAUCAAUCUACCAUCAAGUUGACUGAUAAGCUUGACAUUUAUUCCUUUGGUGUAAUUCUUUUGGAGUUGAUUACCGGGAAACAACCAUUUGGUCAUUUCAGUGGUCCCAAUGACAUGGUUAAUUGGGCUAAGCCACUGCUCUCACAAAGUCUGUUGGAAGGAAAGGACAAGUUGGAUUUUGUUGAUGAGAAAUUACAGGAGUACAACACUGAACAAAUGGAUCGAAUGAUUGCUUGUGUUUUAGCUUGCGUAGAUGAUGAUCCACAACGUAGGCCACGAAUGAGUCAGAUACUUGAUGUUCUGGAAGGGAAUAAAAGUUUGAAAGAAACAAUCAAGUUUCUAAAUCUGAAUCAGAUGAAAUCCGGGAAUUGAAAAUCCAGCAAAUGAUCCAGUUAUUCAUUUUCUUUAAAAAUUAAAAUUAAGGUUUAUUUUAUUUUAAGUUUCUGGCUGUUUUUAUUUCGAAUUCCACAUUAUGGAAUGACAAACCAGUAUGAAUUUGACAAGUAGAUAAAUUCAGUUAUUUAAAGAAGUAAAUUGCUAGAUUUUUUUUUUUCUAUA